Hordeum vulgare subsp. vulgare (domesticated barley) is the source of this 3073-nucleotide messenger RNA. Its product is annotated as exocyst complex component SEC3A-like. The coding region runs from base 134 to 2812 and encodes 892 amino acids. Gene Ontology annotation, molecular function: phosphatidylinositol-4,5-bisphosphate binding. Gene Ontology annotation, biological process: exocytosis; Golgi to plasma membrane transport. Lineage: Eukaryota; Viridiplantae; Streptophyta; Magnoliopsida; Poales; Poaceae. The record is from RefSeq and is a predicted model, not a curated record. Gene Ontology annotation, cellular component: plasma membrane; exocyst. The transcript is spliced from 25 exons.
AAUAAUCCGAGGCGACAGCCAGCGCAGCGCAGCAGCACGGCGCCCAUCACCAACCUCUCCCCUCCCCCACCACCGCGUCAAGCCCCCCCUCCUCCUCCUCCCAGAUCGCCGGGAGCCAGGCGCCGGCGAGGGGAUGGCCAAGUCCAGCGCGGACGACGCGGAGCUGCGCCGGGCCUGCGCGGCCGCCGUGGCCGCCUCCGGCGCGCGCGGCGAGGAGGUGUCCUUCUCCAUCCGCGUCGCCAAGGGCCGCGGCAUCUUCGAGAAGCUCGGCCGCCUCGCCAAGCCCCGCGUCCUCGCGCUCACCACUAAACAUUCGUCAAAAGGCGAGGCAGAUAAAGCUUUUCUCCGAGUAUUGAAAUAUUCAUCAGGGGCAGUACUUGAGCCAGCCAAACUUUACAAGUUGAAACAUCUUACGAAGGUUGAGGUUAUUUCAAGUGACCCUAGUGGUUGCACAUUUGUUCUGGGGUUUGAUAACCUUAGGAAUCAGGGUGUUGCUCCUCCACAAUGGACGAUGCGAAACAUUGAUGACAGAAAUCGUCUACUUUUUUGUAUCUUGAACAUCUGCAAGGAGAUACUUAGUUAUCUUCCAAAAGUUGUUGGAAUUGAUAUUGUGGAGUUAGCUCUCUGGGCAAAGGAAAAUACAGUGACACUGGAUAACCAAGAGAAUAACAAAGAAGGGCAAGAAACAUCUGUUGCUACUCAGACCGAGAGGAAAGUAACGGCAAAAGUUACUGUGGAAAAUGAUCUCGUGUCUCAAGCAAAGGACGAGGAGGAGGACAUGGAGACACUUCUUGACACGUAUGUUAUGGGCAUUGGUGAAGCUGAUGCUUUCUCCGAGAGAUUGAAGCAGGAGCUUGUUGCUUUGGAAGCAGCCAAUGUCUAUCAGUUGCUGGAAAGUGAGCCUUUAAUAGAGGAGGUUUUGCAGGGUAUUGACGCUGCUAGUGCAACCAUAGAUGAUAUGGAUGAGUGGUUGCGAAUUUUCAAUCUGAAGCUGAGGCAUAUGAGAGAAGAUAUUUCGUCGAUCGAAUCACGUAACAAUGGCUUGGAGAUGCAAUCUGUAAAUAAUAAAGGACUUGUUGAAGAGCUGGAGAAAUUACUUGAACGGUUGCGAAUUCCGCAGGAGUUUGCAGCAUCAUUAACUGGAGGUUCAUUUGAAGAGUCACGUAUGCUGAAAAAUGUUGAGGCUUGUGAAUGGUUGACUGGGGCCAUUCGCUGCCUCGAAGUGCCAAAUUUGGACCCAUCCUAUGUUAAUAUGCGGGCUGUUCGGGAAAAAAGAGCAGAACUGGAGAAGCUGAAAAUAACUUUUGUUCGACGAGCAUCAGAGUUCUUGAGGAACUACUUCUCUAGCUUGGUGGACUUUAUGAUAAGUGACAAAAGCUACUUUUCUCAGCGAGGGCAAUUGAAGCGGCCUGAUCAUGCAGACCUAAGGUAUAAAUGCAGGACCUAUGCUCGACUUCUUCAGCAUUUAAAGAGUCUGGACAAGAGCUGUUUAGGGCCCUUAAGAAAGGCGUACUGCCAUUCUCUUAACUUGCUACUUCGUCGAGAGGCACGUGAAUUUGCAAAUGAACUUCGUGCAAGUACGAAAGCACCAAAAAAUCCAGCUGUUUGGCUUGAAGGUUCUAAUAAUGCUGGCCAGAAUGGCAAUAGUGCUGAUACUUCAACAGUAUCUGAUGCAUACUCAAAGAUGCUUACGAUAUUUAUCCCGCUGCUUGUGGAUGAGAGUUCCUUUUUUGCACAUUUUAUGUGUUUCGAAGUACCUGCACUUGUUCCAGCUGGUGCUCCUAACGUCAACAAGCGUAGAUCUGGAGCAAAUGAGCCUGAUGAUGACGACCUGAGUCUUAUGGAUCCGGAUGGCAAUGAUAUCAAACCAGAUAAUACAUCUGUGGAGUUGGGUACAUUGAAUGAUGCUCUUCAAGAACUGCUCGAUGGAAUCCAGGAAGACUUCUAUGCAGUUGUUGAUUGGGCGUACAAGAUUGAUCCCCUGCGUUGCAUUUCGAUGCAUGGUAUUACAGAACGUUACCUUUCUGGUCAGAAAGCUGACGCUGCAGGCUUUGUUCGCAAACUACUUGAUGACCUGGAGUCAAGAAUAUCAGUACAGUUUAGCAGGUUCAUCGAUGAAGCGUGCCAUCAAAUUGAGCGUAAUGAAAGAAAUGUGCGUCAAACAGGAAUUCUAGCCUACAUCCCGAGAUUUGCUGUCCUUGCAUCACGGAUGGAGCAAUAUAUUCAAGGGCAAUCUAGAGAUUUGAUUGAUAAAGCAUACACAAAGCUAGUUAGCACAAUGUUCACAACUUUGGAGAAAAUCGCACAAAGUGAUCCUAAAACUGCGGAUAUUGUACUGAUCGAGAAUUAUGCUGCUUUCCAGAACAGUCUUUAUGACUUGGCUAAUGUUGUGCCAACUCUUGCAAAGUUCUACCACCAGGCCAGCGAAUCCUAUGAACAAGCUUGCACUCGCCAUAUCAGCUCACUCAUUUAUCUUCAAUUCGAGAGGUUGUUUCAGUUUUCUCGAAAAGUCGAUGAAUUGACAUACACAAUAGCUGCUGAGGAGAUCCCUUUCCAGCUUGGGUUGUCAAAAACUGAUCUAAGGAGGGUGCUGAAAUCAAGUUUGUCUGGGAUUGACAAGUCGAUUGGCGCCAUGUACAGAAGAUUACAGAAGACAUUGACUUCUGAUGAAUUGUUCCCCUCACUAUGGGAUAAAUGCAAGAAAGAGUUCCUGGACAAGUACGAGAGCUUUGUCCAGAUGGUGACGCGGAUCUACGGGAACGAGCCUAUAAUGCCGGUUGCCGAGAUGAGGGACACCCUCGCUAGCUUCUAGAUACAAUUGAGUACAGCGCAAUGUAUCAUUUUCACAGUGCCGUGGCCCUAUCUAUAUUCAAUUCAUUCUAUUGAAUUUUGCAGAUUCAUCGCCUUUCUCUAGGCCUUGUUAGGAUGGGUUCUACAUGUAUGUUUCCUUGUCAAAUUGUAUGUGUGUGUGACUGACUUUUGUAUAGAAAUGGAUGUGAGCUGUUGUCUGUUGCGAACCCCGGGUUCUGUUGUGGCAAAGGAGUAUGAAUGAAUGGGUAACAAGUUUGGGAAA